Metarhizium acridum CQMa 102 is the source of this 1095-nucleotide messenger RNA. The record is from RefSeq and is a predicted model, not a curated record. NCBI's taxonomy places the organism in Eukaryota, Fungi, Ascomycota, Sordariomycetes, Hypocreales, Clavicipitaceae.
AUGCGUUCAUGCACGUUUCCACUUGCGGCGGCAGCCACUGCCGUCUUGGCGGCGCCUAGAUAUGCCAUGUAUUUUGACCAAUGGCACAAGGCAACACUACCCCCCAAGGACGUGACGGCAGGCGUCCACUAUGUCAUCACUGCCUUUGCUCCUUCAGAAACAUUCAACUCCGGUAGCUCGUACCAACCUUUUAUGCCGUUGGACCAGGUGCGGGCUCUGUUUGAUGAGGGUACAAAGGUGUGCAUGGCUAUUGGUGGAUGGGGUGACACGUCUGGCUUCAGUAUCGGCGCUGCCACCGAGGAAAAGCGCAAGACGUACGCCAAGAACGUUGCUACCGCUUUGAACAAGCUUGGCUACGACUGUGUCGACAUUGACUGGGAGUAUCCCGGCGGCAACGGCCAAGAUUACAAGCAAACUCCCAAUGAUAAGAAGGUUUCAGAAAUAGAUACGUACCCGCUCUUGCUGCAGGAGAUCAAGACUGCUAUCGGAGACAAGGAACUGUCUAUUGCCAUUCCUGGAAGGGAGGGUGACAUGAUUGCUUUCACGGCUGAGCAGGUUCCCAAGAUUGACCGAAUUGUCAUGGCUUAUGACAUUAUGAAUCGUCGAGAUAACGCUACCAAUCACCACACCUCUGUUGUGGAUUGCGCCCAUACUAUUGACAUUUACAUCAAGCGAGGCAUGACUGCCAGCAAGAUGAAUCUUGGAUUCGCUUUCUACGCCAAGUACUUUACUACCAAGGACGGUUUCAAAUGCACCGAGCCCACUGGCUGCGCUACGGCGGUUCUCGAAGCUGCCGAUGGCUCUGACCCUGGCCUUUCCGGAGCCGUGACGUUUGAAAUCGAAAACUACAACAAUGCGGCUUUUGUCAAAGCCCUGCAGAAUGGCAAGGAGGACGCGGACAAGGGGGGGAUGUGGUACUGGGAUUCGUCUACUAAGCAGUACUGGACUUGGGAUGCUCCUGAUCUUGUUGCCCGGAAAUUCAAGGAGAUUGUGGCUGCCAAAAAGCUGGGCGGUGUCUUUGCUUGGAGUCUGGCUCAAGAUAGCCACGACUGGAGCCAUUUCAAAGCCAUGCAAGCUGGUGUCAAGUCACUGUGA